This is a messenger RNA of Penicillium cosmopolitanum, 603 nucleotides long. RefSeq names its product Anaphase-promoting complex subunit 15/MND2. NCBI's taxonomy places the organism in Eukaryota, Fungi, Ascomycota, Eurotiomycetes, Eurotiales, Aspergillaceae. Bases 1 to 603 code for a protein of 200 amino acids. The transcript has a single exon. The record is from RefSeq and is a predicted model, not a curated record.
AUGGAGAGGGAUUUGGAUGAUGAUAUUCCAGAGGGAUAUCCCGAGGAUGUCGAUGACUAUGAUGAUUCGGGACUCUAUGAGGAGGAGGUUGAUGAGGAUUUUGAUAACCAGCCUGAUCUAGAUGCUGAUGUUCCUUCUGCGGAUGAAGGGUUUCAAAGUAUUUUGACGGGCAGUGAGGGGCCUAGUCGGGAUUUAGAUGAUGAUAUUCCCGACGCAGCGGAGAAUGGGUCUGAACAAGAGGGCGAGUGGCAACAUACUGAUACAGAAGAUGAGGAAGACGAUGAAGACGAGGACGGGGAAGGGGACGAAAAUGCAGGGCAAUCCAACUCACUACGGCCUCGAAUGAAUGGCAACUUUCGCACCAGUACGCCAAAUAGUCGGAGUGGACUACCCCCUCCGCCGCCGCGUCGGGAGCGUGAAACGGAUGCUCAACGCCGAUUUAUCAAUCGAUGGAGUGGGGGUGGUGAUGCCUUGGAUUCGAGCAGCAUUCUGUUUGAGGAAGAUGAUCUCCGCGCUUCGGUUACUAGCCAGAGCAGUCGUCGCAGUGGCUUUGGGCGGAGAUUUCCUCGUCAUGUUGGUGGGCCUCGUGAUAGUCUUAACUGA